AUGGAGCUGGGGAACGGUCCGGAGCAUCACGAGCGGCUGAGGGAGCUGGGAAGGGGGCUCAACCUGGAGAGAAGGAGACUCAGGAGGGACCUUGUGGCCCUGACAGGAAGGGGCAGGGCCAGAAGAAUGUUUCUGGGAGGAAUAGCAAGUUUGGAAGCCAUCCUGAAAACGCAGACAGUAAGAGUGCCUAAACCCAUCAAGGUUGUGGAACUACCUGCGAGCAAUACUGUGCUGGUGAUGGAACAUUUGAAAAUGAAGAGCUUAAACAGUACUGCUGGAACUCAGCUGGCUGAUCUUCACCUUCAUAACCAGCAACUUAGAGCGAAGAUGAAGAAAGAAGGGAGCAUAGUUGGUGAAGGACAAGGGCAAAUGGAACUCCCAUUCGUGGAUCAGUUUGGCUUUCCUACUGUUACCUGCUGUGGUUAUCUUCCACAGGUGAAUAACUGGCAGAGUGACUGGGUGAGUUUCUUUGCCAGACAAAGGAUCCAGUCCCAGAUGGACCUGAUCAAAAGGAACUCAGGAGACAGGGAAGCAAGGGAACUUUGGACACAGCUUAAGCUGAAGAUACACAGUGUUUUCUGUGGUGUAGAAAUCGUUCCUUCUCUCCUGCAUGGGGAUCUCUGGGGAGGAAAUGUAGCUGAGGAUGAUUCUGGUCCAAUUCUCUUCGAUCCAGCUUCUUUCUAUAGCCAUUCAGAGUAUGAUCUUGCAAUAGCUGGGAUGUUUGGUGGCUUCAGCAGUUCUUUUUAUUAUGCUUAUCACCGUAAAAUCCCCAGAGCUGUAGGGUUUGAGAAAUGCCUGAAGCUUUAUCAGCUUUUCCACUGCAUGAACCACUGGAACCAUUUUGGUUCAGGGUACCAAAACAUCUCUAUAAACAUUAUGAGAAACCUUGUAAAGUAA
Molecule: messenger RNA, 897 nt
Organism: Catharus ustulatus (Swainson's thrush)
Lineage: Eukaryota; Metazoa; Chordata; Aves; Passeriformes; Turdidae
Product: ketosamine-3-kinase-like
Exons: 6
Coding region: 1-897 (298 amino acids)
Source: RefSeq, a predicted model, not a curated record